This is a messenger RNA of Sorex araneus (European shrew), 10804 nucleotides long. It is a transcript of the gene XIRP2, whose product is annotated as xin actin binding repeat containing 2. The record is from RefSeq and is a predicted model, not a curated record. Gene Ontology annotation, cellular component: focal adhesion; stress fiber. Gene Ontology annotation, molecular function: actin filament binding. Gene Ontology annotation, biological process: actin cytoskeleton organization; actin filament organization. Bases 1 to 10638 code for a protein of 3545 amino acids. Lineage: Eukaryota; Metazoa; Chordata; Mammalia; Eulipotyphla; Soricidae. The transcript is spliced from 11 exons.
AUGUUCCCAAUGCAGAAGGGUUCUUUAAACCUUCUGAGGAAGAAAUGGGAAUCCAAUGAUUACCAGAAAAGUGAGUGCUGUCCUGGAGGCAGUCGUUGUAGACUCUUCCAGCCUCAAGAAAGCAAAUCGCCUGAAACUGCAGCGGAGGUAAUGCUAGCCGCAGCACCGGCAGAUUGUCCUAGUCUCAACGACAGAGCCAGAGAGGAGCUGCUGACCUCAGAGCCAGAAGAGCACGGUCAUAAGGACAAGAGAGACAACUCCCGAGAACAUGGCCAGCCCCAAGUGCUGAAAGAGGAUUCUGUGAGAGGUCGGCGCAGAAUUGAACGCUUCUCUAUUGCUCUUGAUGAACUGAGGAGUGUGUUUGAGACUCCUAGGAGUGGAAAAAGGCCUUCAGGACAAGAGGAAGGGGGCAAAGAAGUAGAAAUUGUGAGAAGUUUAUGUUCACCAACAUUUCUGAGUCAUCCUGGGAGCCAGUUCAGUGAUUCUGUGAAAGAUUCAGAAAAGAAAAAUGAGGAAACAUCUUUUGACAAGAUGUCACCUGGAAGUGACAGCCACAUCACCGAAGUGACUCUUGGCCCUAACCCACCUGUACGUGGAUUUUCGGAAGACAGUGCUACACAGAGCAAAAAUCUGUCAGAUCUUCAGGAAGUUUUGUCCUUAAAGGAGAGGAUGGCUAGAUACCAAGCAGCUGUGUCAAGGGGUGAUUGCCGCAGCUUCUCUGCCAAUAUGAUGGAAGAGUCAGAAAUGUGCACAGUACCUGGUGGAUUGGCUAGAGUGAAGAAACAAUUUGAGAAGGACCAAAUGGCUUCUUCCUGUAAUAACUUCUCUCAGUACCAAUACCAGCACCAGAACAAAUCUGAACAGGCAGUAAUCUGUAACAGCCAGGUCAAUAUUUCAAGAAGCAGCCAGGAAAUGGAAAGAAAUAAAGAAGCUUCCAAAGCACGUAAAAUUGAUGUUCUUGGGACAGAAAAGGUCUCUAGUCUUGAAAAGCACUCUGAGGAAAUAAACCAAGCCUCUCAGUUUCAUCAAUAUGUUCAAGAAACAGUCAUUGAUACACCUGAGGAUGAAGAGAUUCCAAAGAUUUCAACUAAGCUUUUAAAAGAACAAUUUGAGAAGUCUUCUCAGGAAAACAUACUUUAUUCUGACAAAGAGCUGACAGCCCCAACCAAACAGAUUAAGAUUGAAAGUGAAUAUGAAGAUACUUUAAAGCCAUCAUCAGUGGUGGGUACCUCUUCCACUUCUUGUACUUCAACAAGCCAGAGGAAGGAAGUAUCAACCACAAGAUAUAGUGACCACAGUGCUUCUUCCUCACUUCUGGCACAAAUUAAGGCUACCUCCUUAGGAAACACAGAAGAAUUUCCUCCUCCACCACCUGAUAUAUCUCAAAAUUCAAUAGAUGUGACAGAUUUUUCCCAGUCCCCUGAAUUUCCUAAUUCUCCUAGAAUGCCACCAGUCCCCAAAGAAUUAUAUUCCAAGCAAAGAAAUUUGUACGAGUUAAACCGUUUAUACAAACACAUCCAUCCUGAGUUAAGAAAAAACCUAGAAAAAGAUUAUAUCAAUGAGGUUUCUGAUAUUGUUUCUAGUCAAGUGAACUCAGGGAACUCAUUUUCAGCUGAUGUGCAGCAAGCUCGGUAUGUUUUUGAAAAUACAAUUGACAGUUCUCAAAAAAAUUUCAACUCAGAAAGAGAACAAAUAGAGUGGGAUGAAAUUUUGAAGGGGGAGGUACAGUCUAUGAGAUGGAUCUUUGAAAAUCAGCCAUUAGAUUCUAUCAAUAGUGAUGCACAGGAUGAAGAUAACAUCUCUAAGAGCAUCACUGAUCAAGAAAUCAUUGCGGGUGGUGAUGUGAAAUAUACCACAUGGAUGUUUGAAACUCAACCUAUAGAUGCACUGGGUUUUCAUUCUUAUGGCACUAAAGAAAAUGCUGAAAAAAUUCCUGAGAUGGCCAGAGGAGAUGUUCGCACAGCACGGUGGAUGUUUGAGACAAAGCCACUGGACUCUAUGAAUAAAAUGCAUCAGAGUCAAGAAGAACCAGAAGUAACUGCAAUGAAGGACAUAACUGGGGGAGAUGUCAAGACAGUCAGAUAUAUGUUUGAAACUCAACAGCUGGAUCAAAUUGGACAGCUUCAUUCAGUGGAUGAAGCUUACCUACUGCAACUCAAAUCUGAGCUCAAAGAAAUUAAAGGAAAUGUUAAGAGAAGUAUAAAAUGUUUUGAAACUCAACCAUUAUAUGUUAUUAGAGAUGGACUGGGUCAAAUGCUAGAAAUUAAAACUGUUCACAGAGAAGAUAUUGAAAGAGGAGAUGUGAGAACAGCACGGUGGAUGUUUGAAACACAGCCCCUGGAUACAAUUAAUAAGGAUAUCACAGAAAUUAAAGUUGUCCGAGGAAUAUCCAUAGAAGAAAACAUCAAAGGUGGGGUGAGUAGAGCAAAGUGGUUAUUUGAAACCCAGCCUUUGGAGAAAAUAAAAGAAGAUUCGGAAGAGGCCAUCACUGAAAAGGAAGCAAUAAUAGGUGCAGAUGUCUCCAGAAAGUGUUGGAUGUUUGAAACAAAGCCACUAGACAUUCUAAAAGACACUUCUGCUGCAGCACCUGUGCAAUCUGAGGAGAUAAUAGGGGGUGAUGUACAAGCUACUAAGCAUCUAUUUGAAACAUUUCCAAUUGAGGUCUUAAAAGAUAGCCCUGAUGUAGGAAAGCUUGAAAAAAUCACUGCCUCUGAAGAAGAAAAGGGGGAUGUUAGGCAUCAAAAAUGGAUUUUUGAAACUCAGCCUCUAGAAGAUAUUAGACAAGAUAAAAAAGAAUGCAUACGUACAGUAAAACUUGAGGCAAUUGACAAAGGUGAUGUCAGAAAUUACACACAUAUCUUUGAAUCUAAUAAUUUAAUUAAAUAUGAUGCAUCACAUAAGAUUGAGGUAGAAGGAGUCACAAGAGGUGCUGUUGAGUUAAACAAAUCACUCUUUGAAACCAGACCGCUCUAUGCCAUUCAAGAUCACCAUGGGAAAUAUCAUGAAGUAAAGACGGUCAAGCAUGAGGAAAUCUUAAGAGGUGAUGUUAAAAGCUGCAGGUGGCUUUUUGAAACAACACCCAUUGACCAGUUUGAUGAGAGUCUUCAUAAAUUCCAAAUUAUUCGUGGAAUAUCUGCUCAAGAAAUACAGACCGGAAAUGUGAAAUCUGCUAAAUGGCUUUUUGAAACCCAGCCUCUCGAUUCAAUAAAACAUACUACUAAUGUGGAAGAAGUAGAAAGUAAAUCCAAACAAACUACAGAUAUUGUGAAAGGAGAUGUUAAAACCUGUAGAUGGCUUUUUGAAACCCAGCCCAUGGAGUCUCUUUAUGAAAAAGUCUCUUUAAUGCCUGACAAUGAAGAAAUCCAUAAGGGAGAUGUCAAAACAUGUACUUGGCUCUUUGAAACUCAGUCACUUGACACCAUAAAAGAUGACUCUGAAGCAAUAGUCAAAUUGCAAACUGUAAAACAAGAGGAGAUACAAGGUGGAGAUGUUCAUACAGCAUGCCAUGUUUUUGAGACAGAAAACUUGGACAGAAUACAAGGAGACGAAGGAAAGGAAACGAAGACCGUGGAAAUUGAUAUCCAAGCUGGGGAUGUUUCCAGCAUGAGGCACAAAUUUGAAAAUCAGCCCUUAGAUGCCAUAAGUUCCAGAUCAGAGGAAGUUUGGGAAAAGAUCAAAACCUUAAAGACUGAUGAUAUACAGAAAGGAAAUGUUUUAAAUUGUAGGUGGCUUUUUGAAAACCAACCUAUUGACAGGAUAAAAGAAAACCAAGGAAAGGAUGAAUUAGUGAAGACAGUGACAGACAUCCAAGGUGGGGAUGUAAGAAAAAGGUGCUUUAUUUUUGAGACAUUUUCUUUAGAUGAAAUUAAAGAAGAAAGUGACCAUAUCAGCACCAAGAAAACACUCACUGAAGAAGCAAUAAAAGGUGAUGUAAAAAGCUACAGAAUGCUCUUUGAAACUCAACCACUUUAUGCGAUUCAGGACCGAGAAGGAUUUUAUCAUGAAGUGACAACAGUUAAAAAGGAAGAGGUAAUUCACGGAGAUGUACGAGGGACAAGGUGGCUUUUUGAAACAAAACCACUAGAUUCAAUUAAUGAAUCAGAGAGUGUGUAUGUUAUUAAAUCUGUCACACAAGAAGACAUUCAGAAGGGCGAUGUUAGUGCUGUCAGAUACAGAUUUGAAACCCAACCACUGGAUCAGAUUUCAGAAGAAUCGCACACUAUUAUGCCCACUGUAGACUAUAUUCAAGGUGGGAAUGUGAAGACAAGUAAACAAUUCUUUGAGUCUGAAAACUGUCAUAAGAAUAAAUAUAUAAGAACAGUAAGUGUUAAUGAAAUACAAAAGGGCAAUGUUAAAAUAUCUACGUGGCUAUUUGAAACCCACACUCUAGAUGAACUGAAAGGAGAAGGGGCAGAAAAUGGAAAUAUCAAAAUGGUCACCCAGGAAAAUAUGCAUAAAGGUGAUGUUAAGCAAGCAAUCUGGCUUUUUGAGACUCAAUCUUUAGAUUCUAUUAAGGAAGCAGAUGAAAACAUCACAGAUAUUACCAAGGAGAAACUUCCUUCUUCUGAUGUCAAGACAACUACAUGGCUUUUUGAAACAACACCACUUCACAAAUUUCAUGAAAAUAGAGUAGAAAAGGUGGAAAUUAUUGGCAAAAGCAUUAAAGAAACCUUGAAAGAACUCUAUUCUCAGAAGUUUAUUGAGGCUCCUGGAAUCAUCAUUGAAGCUGAUGAAAUUGGGGAUGUUCGGAUGGCAAAAUACAAGCUCAUGAAUCAAGCAGCCCCUGAGAUACAGAAAGAAGAAAUGAUCAGAGUUGAUCUUAGAAAUAUAAUAAUGCACCUUCUUUCCAACAGAGACUGCACAAAAAGAGAGAUCUUGGUUAGUGAAGAGGAAAAGGGAAAUGUUAAUUUGACCAAAACUCAGUUGUUGAACAGAUCAACAGAAUAUCAUGCUGAAAAGGAAGAGAUAGUGAGGGGUGAUGUACAGCAAGCAAUAAAAAAUCUGUUCUCUGCAGAAAGAUCUGUGAAGAAAGGCAUUUUAAUUCAGGAAGAUGAACGAGGAGAUAUUAAAAUGACUCUCUAUUGUCUUCUGCAUGAAAAUUCUGGAGACACAAUUGAGCGUGAAAAAGUAAAAGGGGGCGAUGUUAGAGGAACCAUUCACAAUUUGCUAUCUUUCACAUCGAACAAUGCAAUUUCUGAAAGGGCGAAAAUUGAUGCCUCAGAGAGGGGAAAUGUUCGUUUUUUCACAACAUGCAUAGAAACUGGAGCUUUAGAAUAUCUCAAACAACUCCAGACAGGGUCAAAUGAAACACUAACAGCUAGGGAGCAAGAAAAAGAAGAAAUAAUUGGUGGUGAUGUACAGGGCACAAAACUGUUACUAAAGAAAAGGCAGCCUCAGGUUGAACGUACAGUUAAUGAAACUGACAUCAUCCCAGGAGAUGUGCAUAAUACAGUUAAGGUUUUUAUGACAAAACCUCAAAGUACAUCUUAUAACACACCCAAAGAAAAAAUUGCAAAAGGUGAUUUAAAAUUAACCUUAAAUUCCCUCAACCAGGCUGUAAAUCAGAAAAAUAUGGCUAAAACUCAAGAAAUUAUCAAAGGUGACACACUGGACAUACUCAAAUCACUUGAUGAAUCAGGUAAGCAAUGUAAAGAAUCUAAGCAGCCCCAAGCCAUCCCUGUGGAUAUUGAGCAAGCUAUUGAAUGCCUUGAAAAGACAGCAAAGACAAGGGCAGAAAUCCUGAAGAAGGAGCUUCUCCUAAAAGACCUUGAAACAUCACUAAGGAAUCUGAAAGAGGCAGAAAGAGCGUUCAGAGAGGUAGAUAAGCAAAGUGGAAUCAUAGAAAAUGCGCAAGCCGGAUACUCAGGAGAGCAGAAGCCAGAGCGUCUUCCAGUGGAUCUCCAAGGAUACAAACAAAGUAUUCUUCAGCCGAGGCCAGGACCAUUUGAGCCAGCAACCAAGUGGUGGCAAGGGAAAACAGACGCUCUUGAUCAAAAUACAGGAAAAUGUUGCCAUGAGAAUUUAAUAGGAGGAAGAACUGGGGUUAAUCUUCCCAAAGCCCCCAAGGGCACCGUAAAGAUUGUCAUAGACCGUGAACAAAACAAUGAUGCUCUUGAGAAAAGUCUUAGAAGACUAUCUAAUUCAACCACCCAUCACGAAGCUAUAAAAAAUAUGUUGGAAUCAGAGGACAGAUCAGGUUUCUGGACUGAGACCACAAGAGGGCAGCAUCUUAGAAAUGAGCACAUGAGCAGACAAUUGGCUUCAACUCUUUCAAAUAAGGAAAUUCUGAAAACCAAGGAAUCAGAGACAGCUAGAAAGCAAAUGGACAGCAUCUUUGACUCUAGCCUAGCAAGUAAAAAAUCAGUAGGAACCCAACAAACACAAACCUGCCAACUGAGAAAUGAGUACCAAAAGACUGAGCCGUUCCCUAUGAAGAAUUCUAAUAUCAAAAAUAUUAAAAUACCAACAGAUACACAGGGCUUCCAGUCCUAUCCUACCCAGGUUGCAGCCAACAAGUUAGUUGAGGAAGCUUGUGAAGUUACAGGGGACUUUCAUAAGCAAACUUUGGUAAGGCAAGAAAUGCAAUAUUCAAAUAAAAAUGUGAAAAGAAACAAUGUAAACCUUCAACCAGUGUUGCAGAAUUUCCCAGCAGAUCAAGACAUAUCAAAUGUAACAGAAACAAAAGUCUCCCAAAAAGGCCAUGAUAAAUUGAAGACAACUGACAUAAAGCAAAAGACAGAUGUUCAUCUCAGUAGCCAGGACUUUUUAAUGAUGACAAAUACUUCUAGAGACUUAAAAACGGCAAUGGAAAUGUCCUUGAAUUCAAUCAGCCUUAACCCUGAAAGUAAUGUAAAGGAAAGUGAGUGCCCGCUUCCACCUCCAUCUCCACCUCCUCCUCCACCUUCAAAUGCAUCAUCUGAAAUUGAAUUUCCUCUUCCUCCUCCACCGCCUUUAAUGAUGUUGCCUGAAAAAAAUACGUUUCCUCCUUCACUCUCCACAGAAAAAAUAAAGACUGAGUUUGAAAGUUUCCCAGGACUCCUUCUUCCCCCACCAGCAGAGGAUCAGAAGUCAGAAAGAGAAUGUGUAUCCAUGUAUCAACCACCCUUCCCUCCUCCAACUCAGUCUCUGAAACCGGCAGAUCUGUCCUCCUCUGUUCUAGAAAAGCACAGUGAAACAGUCAGACAGUGUUUUCAAGAAGGUACUUUAAGCUCUCGGCAAACUCUUUCUCAUUCUAAAACCCUAACGGAAAAAUCACAGAAGCGUGUACCACCACCCACAUUGCCCAAACCCAAAUUUUUUAAGUUACCAGAAGCUAAUCCGAAAAAUGAUAGCUCCUUAAAAAUGGAAUUAAAAACUUCAUUGCCAGAUGUGGAAGGUGAGAUUCCUCCUUCAAGGGACCAGAAAGGAGGAAAAAUGGUGAUAGCCAGUGAAUACCCAGAGAUGAAGCAUAGCUCAGCUAGAAAAAUGCUAAAUGAAAGACAAUUAUCUAUGCCCUCAGCAACAUCUCUUCUACAGAGAGCUCCAGAAAUUUCACCACUCGAUGGCAAACAGGUAGCACCUCUUGUAAAAUCACAUUCAUUUUCAGCAGUUUUAGGUCAACAAAGUCCAAAACCUUACAUGAGAAAAUUUAAGACACCUUUGAUGAUUGCUGAAGAAAAAUACAGACAACAAAAAGAAGAGCUUGAAAAACAAAAACAGGGUAGCUCUUGUUACAGCAUAGGUAAAACAGAAAACCCAAAUCAAAAUAAAUCAGACUUGGAAAAGCAAGUGCCGUUACAGAACACAGAUGAGGUUGCCCAACCUAGAAUGGACUCAGUGGUCCCUGAGGAUCAGCCUAACCUAGAACGUCAAAAAAAUGCUCACUUAGUAGAAAUAUGUAAUGACAACGAGGUCUCUACCACACUAGAAAUGACAAUUGCUGCCAAGAAGCUCCCCCAUGUACUUACAGACUCUGAGAACAAAGAUACUAUGAAAAAAGACGUUUCACAGAGUGAACAGGACAUUAAACAGUAUACAACAGCUUGUGAAAUUAAACAGAAUCACCAAGAAUAUAGCACACAACAAACACAGCAGAAGAAGGGCCUGGAUCAGUUGAACUUGCUCCAAAUCAAGCCAGUUUUCCCAAAUUUCAAAGUUAAAACCAUCAAGCUUCCAAGCCUAGAUCUCAAAUUAAAUGAAAUGGUGCGAAGCUUUGAAAGCCAUAAAAAGCAAUCUGAACUUGAUGUUCAGGCCAAAGAACAGUACCAGCAAAAUAAGAAAACGGAGGUCAGCACUGAAUGUCGUAAUAAACAACCUGUGGAUAAAAAAUAUUGUGACUUACCGAAGAAGGAGAAAAGAGUGACAAUAACACUACCUAUGGAUUCUACAAAGAAAGGCCACGAAAGUAAGUUCAGCAUAGAUCAUGAACUGCAAAAAGAAGUUAGAGAAUCUGAGGGGGAGAAACGUUCAGGAAGUGAAGGGAUAGUUCAGGGAACACCAAUGAUUGAUCCCAGAGAAGAGAGACUAAUGGUUGAAAGAAAACAGGAACAUUUGAAUGAAAUUGUACAGAAAGAAGUCAAACACGAGGCUGCUGAUACACAUCUUGAUUCACAGGCUCAGGAUUUUCGGCAAACACAAAUACAGACCUCCAAAACUCAAGCUGAACAUAAAAAAUUGCCCCAGCCAUAUAAUAAUCUGCAGGAAGAAAAAUGUCUUAGAGUCAAGGGUGUACAACAGAAACAAGUCUUUUCUAAUACUAGAGAGUCAAAGCAAGAGAUUACACAGAACAAAUCUUUGUUUUCCUCUGUGAAAGAAUCUCAGCAGGAUGACGGAAAAUGUGCUGUAAAUAUAUUGGAAUUCAUGAGAAAACGUGAAGAACUACAACACAUUUUGUCUAGGGUAAAGCAAUUUGAAGCAGAGCCAAAUAAAGAUGGUCUUAAAACUUUUCAGACACUUUUAAAUAUUAUUCCAGCAUGGCUAUUAAGUGAAGAAAAGAAAGAACAUGGGCUUCACAUUGCUAUGGAGAAAAAUGCAGAAAAAAUUAAAGAAGAAAUAACAUAUAUUAAAACACAAGCAGAGGCUAUGCUUCUGUCCUGUGAAAAUACAAUUCAAACAGCUAUGAAAUCCUCCAAAGUAGGAAAACAGAAAAAUAAAACUAGUAAUAUAAAUGAAACAUUAUCUAAAAUCGCUAAUGUUGAUGGCAGCUCUAAUAACAACACUAAAAAGAAGGAAAAUACAACCAUUGAAAAAACAGAGCACCACCAGCAAGCAAUUCAUCAUGAAGCAACUGCUCAAAAUCUUGUGAAAACCCAUCAGGAAAUUAAACUAGAAGAUAGGAAGAUUUCUCCUCCCACUUUAAAAACACGUCCACCAUCACCAACUUUUAUAACCAUUGAGUCUACAGCCCGGCGAACAGAAACCUCUAGUAAGGAUGGUAUUUCCCAGUCCCCUAAAAAAGAGAGUUUUGCUGACUCCCCACCAAGAAAACCCGUGACAGAAAUAUCUAAGAUUCACAGAGCAAAUACUUCCCCUUCUCCACCCAGGAGUCGCUCAGAGCAACUCAUAAAACUCAAAGACACCACUGCAAAGUUAUCCAGGGGUAGCAUUCCAAGUCCAUCAGCAACUCCAGUUCCAAUUGUGGAGACAAAGUCUGAGAUCAUCACAUCUCCUGCAACACUUCGUCGUCAAAUUAAGAUAGAAUCUCGUGGGAGGGACUCUCCACCUACAAUCACAAUACCUAUAAGUGUAAAUCAUGUUGAUAGCAGUUCCUUCCGAGAAUCCGUGGAAGCUCAAGAGAAAGUUCGGAAAGUGGAGAAGAGAGCGACGUACGUUCACAAGGAUGGAGUAAAUGUCACUAAUCAUACUGUGCCAGAUACUGAGAGUUUUGAUGCAGUCGAGAUCAUCCGCAAAGUUGAAGGGCCUCACAUGUCAGAGCACACUGAGAGAUAUGAAACAACCAAUCGUGCUGCUCAACUGGCUGAAGAUCUUAUGAAUGAGCAUAAGAAUGAGAUAAAUAGAUGGUUCAAGGAAUUUAAGGAGGGCCCAAUUUUUGAAGCAGUCUCCAAUGAAAGAAUUUUUACAAAUGGAGAAGCAAACCAUAAUAUAAAAGAAGAAAGCCGUACAUUUUGUAAGGAGGAAUUUGGCUUAUCAUCUUUAGAAAAUACUAAUUUCACAGGCUUCCCUUAUGAUCAUGAUAGCGUGUCACAAGAAAAGAUUUCUGUCAUGCAACCCAUGGAACAGUCUGAAACAGCAUCUCUUAGGGAACAGUUCUCAAGUGUGGACGGAUUUGACAGUCAAGUUGUUGGGUCAAAGAUAACAGUCUCUUCGCAUAGCUCAGAAGCUAGCAAACCUAGCUUUGACUUUAAGCAUGCCCCACCAACCUAUGAAGAUGUUAUUGCUGGCCACAUUUUAGAUAUAUCUGAUUCACCUAAAGUACUCCGGAGAAACUUUCAAGAGACAUGGCAAGAGAGUGAAAGAGUUUUUAAAAACCAGGGAUAUGCAGCUUCAGAUGCUCUGGCAGCUGAGAUGAGAACCACCUUUCAAGAAGAAUCUGCAUUCAGACAUGAAACUGCUUCUCCAAGACAAGGAAACAUGUAUACUUUGUCAAAAGACAGUUUAUCCAAUGGAGUGUUUAGUCGCAGACAAGCAGAGUUUUCAUAAAUCCUGCUUCCGAUGUCGACAUUGCAGCAGUAAACUAAGUUUGGGAAAUUAUGCAUCACUUCAUGGACAAAUAUAUUGUAAACCUCACUUUAAACAACUUUUCAAAUCUAAAGGAAAUUAUGAUGAAGGAUUUGGACACAGGCAGCAUAAGGACCUGUGGACUUGU